AUGCUCAAGCUCAACGCCGGCACUAUCCCCUCAGCGCCAUACCCUACCUAGAGUCCCCCGUUCCGGCCUGUGGACUGCCCUCACCUCCUUCUCCCAUCGUUAUAUGCAAACAUGAAGGGAACAAUGAUUGCAUCGGCUCCCCGGGUGCCUCAGUCUUCACCCUUCACCUCCUCCGUCGAGGCCCCAUUGGCCUCCCUCGUGACCGGCCUACACCUCUCCAGUGGUCUGAAGUUUUCCCGGCAGUAUGAGGGCACAGUGAUUGUCCCAAAGGACCCGGUAGCUCGAUUUCACAGCCUCUCGUGCUUGGCAGCUUGCCUUCUUCUCUCAGCCCUGGCGAUAUCCUGCCUUCUGGUUGCUCUUCAGGACUACCGGCGUCACGCCAUCAUGUAUGUCUCACUUUUUCCUUCCCGGGGUUAUAACUGCUCUCCCCUAAAGCCUUGUCUCCCUUCGCACAUUGGCUGAUGAGAGGGGAUCGUUCCGUGUGCGAAAUUAUAGGCCUCCCGGACCCUCCCCUGUCCCUUUCGUGGGAAAUAAGUGGGACUUGCCUCUGCAGAAGCCCUGGUACAAGUUCAAGCAGUGGACCGAUAUGUAUGGCUCGUUAGUAACAGUAUGGACUGGGCGCCGCCCCACAAUUGUGAUUGGAGACCCAAAAGUGGCUUGCGACCUUCUGGAUCGCCGCUCAGGGAUUUACUCGUCCCGUCCUCGAUUCGUGGUCAUGGGUAAGCCCGCACUCUUUUUUUUUUUUUUCUCCCUCCCUCUCUCCCUCUCCAACACCACCUUUAUCUGUUGGGUGUGACGAGUAGCUAAUCGUGUCACGGGGGGCUUCCUUUCUCCUUCUCGUGCUCUUAGGUGAACUCUUCACGAACAAUGAUUCUCUACUCACAAUGCCCCACGGAGACAAAUGGCGAAAGACCCGGAAAAUCUUUCGUAUGGGGCUCCAUGGGCGCGCUUGUGAGAGCUACAAGCCGAUACAGGAGGCAGAGUCCCAGAGGCUUACUCGCGAUCUUUUGGUCACCCCCGAGAUAUUCGGUAAACACCUGGAAAGAUAUGCCUCUUCGGUUAUGAUUUGUGUUGCAUAUGGACGUAGGGUAGACAGUUUGGAGGACCCAAUUGUCAAGAAGAUUUACGACCGGAUGGCGUACAUGUCGACUCUCAAUGUGUAAGUUGUUCCGCUUACCCUGAUUGUUUCCCCUGCCCGCCUGGUCUUGUAUGGCGCAUUGUUACCCCUCCCCGCCGGGUGAGAGGGCCGUUAAAGCGAAAGGAAGAGGCUGAUAAAUUUUUGGUUUCAGACCUGGAGCAUUUUGGGCAGAGUCGUUUCCUAUCCUCAAGCUUAUCCCCGACUGUUUGGCCCCAUGGAAGCGAGAAGUUAAGCGUCGCGCGAAGGCCUCAACCGAGAUGCUUUCUAGGCUCGCACUCGAUGUUAGAGACCGAAUGAAGAAGGGGGAUGCUCCAGCAUCCUUUACGAAAACAUUGUGGGAGAAAAAGGAAGGAAACCCGGAAGCUCUUUCCGAGCGAGAGAUAGCAUAUGCGACCGGUUCAUUGUUUGGUGCAGGAAGUGAUACCUCAUCUGCAACUCUUAUGAGCUUCUUCCUAGCCAUGACUUGUUUCCCGAGGGUUGCUGCGGAAGCACAGGAAGAAUUGGAUCGGGUGGUCGGCAGGGAUCGAUCUCCCACUUGGUCUGACAAGCCAAAUCUCCCGUACUGUCAUGCGGUUAUAAAGGAGACUCUGAGGUGGAGGCCAGUCGCUGUUAUGGGAGGUACACCCCAUGCAAGCAUCAAAGACGAUCGAUACAACGGUCACUUCAUCCCAAAGGGCACAACCAUACUGGGCAACCUGUGGGCAAUCCAUCACAACGAAAAGUACUUUAAAGACUCUCACGACUUUAUUCCAGAAAGAUACCUUGGCUCGGGAAAAAUUGACGGGAUGGAACCAUAUCCACACCGUGAUGGACAUUCCGCUUUUGGCUGGGUGAGUUUUUCUAUUCCAUCCUUGCACCCCCCCCCCCCCCUCCUUUGAUUCUUAUUUUGCCUAUUCCUCUCCUUCUAUUUAUGUGCUUCUCCGCCCCAACCUUUCUUGGGCUCCCCGUCACUUGGGACUUGGUCAGCUGACAGAUCUUGGUUACCAGGGACGCCGCCUCUGCCCGGGUAAACAGCUUGCUGAGAAUUCCUUGUUCAUCACCAUCACUCGGGUACUUUGGGCCUUCAAUAUCUCCAAGGCGACCGAUAAGAGCGGUCAAGAGAUAACUCCAAACAUUUUCGCAUAUACAGACGGCUUUAAUUCGAAACCGCAGCCAUUUCAAUGCCUGAUCCAGCCCCGCACGCCUGGCAUCCGGCAAGUUAUUGAGCGCGAGGCAAGCCUUGGGGAGCAGUUUUUGGAUAAGUACAAGUGCAAUUGAGUUGGAAGAAGAGAAGAUGAACUUUGGCGAUUUCUUUUUCUCUUUUUUUUUUUUUUUUUUUUGGUCAUUCUGGCGCAGUCGGUUAAAGGACAACGGAGCACGAGGGUUUUCUUUCUUUCUUUCUGUUCGGAUUUUCCACUGCAAUCAUUUCCCCAUUUAAUUAUUCUUCUACUUUGUGGUAUGGCAUUUAAAGGAAUCGGCGCAAUGACUUUUUUU
Messenger RNA from Tuber aestivum (summer truffle), 2611 nucleotides. Lineage: Eukaryota; Fungi; Ascomycota; Pezizomycetes; Pezizales; Tuberaceae. The record is from the annotation of a GenBank genome assembly.